Messenger RNA from Papilio polytes (common Mormon), 3971 nucleotides. It is a transcript of the gene Fur2, whose product is annotated as furin-like protease 2. Gene Ontology annotation, biological process: protein processing. Gene Ontology annotation, cellular component: trans-Golgi network; Golgi membrane. Bases 10 to 3858 code for a protein of 1282 amino acids. The transcript has 12 exons. Gene Ontology annotation, molecular function: serine-type endopeptidase activity. The record is from RefSeq and is a predicted model, not a curated record. Lineage: Eukaryota; Metazoa; Arthropoda; Insecta; Lepidoptera; Papilionidae.
ACCAUCGUGAUGCGGUCUUUCGUCGUGGUUGUAUUGUUGACAGUGCUGAACUUGUGUUUACCUCUGUACCACGAUCAGUUCGCUUUGCAUAUACCAGAUGGGUCGCAGUAUGCGGAUGAUUUAGCCCAUAAACAUGGCUUUAUCAACCAUGGACAGAUUGGAAGUUUAAAGAACUUUUUUCUGUUUUCACAUCCACAAAUUAGUAAGAGGUCUAUAAAUGCAAGUUAUGAUUAUAUGAAUCGAUUAAAAAAUGACCCACAGGUGAGAUGGGUGAUGCAACAACGAGAGUUGAGAAGAACCAAAAGGGACCACCAAUGGAAGCCGCGUCAAAUAAUACGGCAAUCCAACGCACCUUCCUUCCCAGACCCGUUGUUCAAAGAACAAUGGUAUUUGAAUGGCGGCGCAGCGGGAGGUUUAGAUAUGAAUGUAGGUUACGCUUGGAGAAAAGGAUACACGGGAAAAGGGGUCGUUAUAACAAUAUUAGACGACGGCAUACAACCUAAUCAUCCGGAUUUAAUACAGAACUAUGAUCCAGCAGCUUCUACUGAUAUAAAUGGUAACGAUACAGAUCCGACGCCGCAAGACAAUGGUGAUAAUAAACACGGUACUCGGUGUGCCGGAGAAGUGGCGGCUGUUGCUUACAAUCGAUAUUGUGGCGUUGGUAUUGCAUACAACGCUAGUAUAGGAGGCGUUAGAAUGUUAGACGGCUUAGUAAAUGACGCUGUCGAAGCUCAGGCACUCGGUUUUAAUACUCAUCAUAUAGAUAUUUAUAGUGCCUCUUGGGGACCCGAGGAUGACGGAAAGACUGUUGAUGGUCCUGGUCCAUUAGCUAGAAGAGCUUUUAUUAAUGGUGUGACAAAUGGAAGAGGAGGAAAAGGUUCUAUUUUUAUAUGGGCUUCUGGUAAUGGAGGAAGGCAUACUGAUUCUUGUAAUUGUGAUGGAUAUGCGAAUAGUAUAUUUACCAUUUCGAUAUCGAGUGCAACACAAGGCGGAUAUAAGCCUUGGUAUUUAGAAGAAUGUUCAUCUACAUUAGCAUCGACUUAUAGUUCUGGGACGCCAGGAAGAGACAAGAGUGUCGCAACCGUAGAUAUGGAUGUACAGUUAAGGCCAGAUCAUAUUUGUACGGUAGACCACACUGGUACGUCUGCAUCCGCGCCUUUAGCUGCGGGAAUAUGUGCUUUAGCUUUAGAAGCAAAUCCUCUUAUAACUUGGAGAGACAUGCAACACCUUAUUGUUAUGACAUCUAGGUCACAACCUUUAGAGAAAGAGGAAGGUUGGAUUGUAAAUGGUGUGAAAAGAAAAGUGAGCCAUAAAUUUGGAUAUGGUCUAAUGGAUGCUGCUCAAAUAGUAUCAUUGGCUGAACAAUGGGUAAAUGUUCCUCCACAGCAUAUUUGUAAGUCUCAGGAGAUAAACGAAGACAAAUCAAUUGAGACCUCCUUUGGUUAUACGAUAUCUGUACAUAUGGAUGUAAAUGGUUGCAGUGGAACAAUGAAUGAAGUGAGAUAUUUGGAACAUGUUCAGUGUAAAAUAUCGUUAAGUUUCUUUCCGAGGGGAAAUUUAAGAAUUUUACUAACAUCACCCAUGGGAACCACUUCUACUCUUUUAUUUGAAAGAACACACGAUGCAACGAGUUCCAAUUUCGAUGACUGGCCGUUUUUAAGCGUACACUUUUGGGGAGAGAAUGCCGAAGGCAGAUGGACUUUGCAAAUUAUAAACGCCGGGAACAAUCACGUCACUCAAAUUGGCGUGCUUAAGAAGUGGCAGCUAAUAUUCUAUGGUACAGCAACAAAUCCAGUAAGAGUACGCAACAAGAGCUAUUUUAAUUCCAAUAAUUUGUUUGAGAAUCAAAAGAACUAUCACUUAAACGAUGUGUACGAUGCUUCAGAAUAUUCACAAUUUUUAAAUGAGAUUGAAUUAGGCCUUUCUGAUAGGAGAAGUAAUAGUAAUAACAUUCCGUCAGCACAGCGUAAAAAUGUACUGGCAGACGCGAAUGAUAAACAAGUACAAAGAAUGUGUGAUCCUGAAUGCGAUUCUCAAGGAUGCUAUGGGAAAGGUCCUACACAAUGUGUUGCUUGUAAACAUUAUCGAUUAGACAAUUCAUGUGUAUCAAGAUGUCCACCCAGAAGUUUCGUUAACCAAGGUGGGGUAUGCUGGCCUUGCCAUGAGUCGUGUGAAACUUGCGCUGGUGCUGGUCAAGAUUCUUGUUUAACUUGUGCACCAGCUCAUUUACUGGUAACCGAUCUAGCAGUAUGCUUACAACAGUGUCCGGACGGUUACUACGAAGACCCUGAUGCUAAUGCUUGCUUCCCUUGUGCUGAACAUUGUGACACAUGUGCGGAUAAAGCGGAUUUAUGUUCGUCGUGUGCUCAUAGUUACGUUCUUUUUAAUGGAUCAUGCUUAGCGUCCUGUCCACCUGGAACUUAUCAAAAGGAUGAUUUUGGAUGUGUUCAAUGUCACGAAAGUUGCGAAUCUUGUAGCGGACCUAAUGCUACUCAAUGCGUUUCCUGCCGUAUUGGAGAUUUUGCAUACAAAAAUCGUUGUGUUCCACAAUGUGCAGUUGGAUUCUAUCCAGAUAUUCAAAGAAGGGAAUGUUUACCAUGUUCUACAGGAUGCGCGGUAUGUUCGUAUACAGUAUGUACACUUUGCAAAGAAAAAUGGGCAUUAUCUAAGGGAGGGAAAUGUCUCCCUGAUGGUAGUAAUAAAUGUGACACUAGCGAAUACUUCGAAGGCGGUCGCUGCAAAAAUUGCCAUUCCACUUGUGAGAAAUGUAGCGGACCGAAUGAAUGGGAUUGUUUGUCGUGCUCCAGUCCUUUACUACUUCAAGGUACUAGAUGCGUGGCAGAAUGUGGACAAGGAUUUUAUCAAACAGCUGGUAGAUGUUCUAAAUGUCCGCAUACAUGCUCUGCGUGCGUAUCAAGACUGAACUGUACAUCUUGUGCUGGUUCUUUAAGAUUACAAUCGGGAACUUGUAGAGGAAUUUGCGCAGCAGGAUACUACCCUGAUGAUGGGAUUUGUUCCAAAUGUUAUCUCUCAUGCCAGACUUGUACUGGUCCGAGAAGGGAUCAGUGCGCGUCUUGUCCUCCAGAUUGGAGACUAGCGGCUGGUGAAUGUAGACCGGAAUGUCCUCAGAACUUCUUUACGUGGGGGGAGAGCUGUCGGCGUUGUCAUCAUUACUGUCAAGACUGUCAUGGAGCAGGUCCCCAGCGUUGUACAUCGUGUCCUCGUCACUUUUCUUUAGAGAACGGUUUAUGUAUCGAAUGUCUCAGCUCUCAGUUCUAUGAGCCAAGGUCUAGAACUUGUCGUCCCUGUCAUGAGUCUUGUCGGUCUUGUUCUGGACCGGGACCUACGAGCUGUGUUACAUGCGCUCAUCCACUGAGAUUAGAUAGAGUAAAUCAUAAGUGCUUACCGUGCUGUAUGGAAAACGUUUCAUCCAUGUUUCUAAUGAUAAACGAAACAAUGGACUGUUGUCAUUGUCACAAAGAUAUUGGCGGCUGUUUAAAUGGUACUUCAGCUGGGAAACGUCGCAUUGCAGAAAAUAUUAGAACUCAUUUGACUGCAUCUUUCUAUGUUGAUGAUGCGAAGGACCCGCCUAGUAUUCUACAGUUGGAUCGAGAUCUAGUGUUAGCGUGGUGCGUGGGUGCAACUGUAGGCGUUGUUGUCGCCACUAUACUUGUCAUAAUGCUAAGAACAAGGAAUAAAAAACAUCUAACAUUGUUUCCAAAAACAAUGUAUUCCCAACUAACCACAGUCGAUGAGGACUUGGUGAAGCUCGCAACAUCUUCAACGAAGUUAAAAGUGACGCCAAUCGAAAACGUUGAAAUGAGAAAUACUGUAACGGAUAUAGAAGAACCAACAUAGCAUUUAAAUAAUACGUUAAUUACACCACUGACUGAUAUGUAGUUGUUUUAAAUAUAGAUAAAAAAACGAUACGUUAAUUUUUGUACAAUAAUUUCAAGGUUAGAUGACUUUUA